AUGCAGAGAGGAUCUGCAGACCUAGCCAUUGCCUCCGACCAGAUCCUGCUGGUACACUUGAUCUGGAAAUUUCCAAGGGCAACAAUAAAACGCUCUCCUGGAGGAGUCUUACUCUGGCUCUCAACCACCGACCAAUCCGAGCAUAGAAUCCGGCCUUUGAAUCUCGACUCACGCGGACCGCAACUUUCAAUUGCCAUGGUGAAUGCUUGCUUGUGGUUUGUCAAAAUUAUAGAUGUCUGUCAGGAGACGUUGCGGAAGUUGAUCACCGAUGAGCAUCAAGGUAUAUCCUUCUCAAUUCUUCUAUAAAUGUAUGCUAAUGAAUUCUACAGACUCAUCAAAUCACAAGCGAUCUCAAUUGCCAUGUAGCCAUCCAAGACUACUUUGAGACUCAGCAUUUUCAACUUGGGCUCCUGGUUACCACAGCAUCACCUUAUUUGAGGUCCAUAUGCCUUCCCAACAGGCGGACUUUCCUCACACAAUCUAAAUUAUACCUUUCCUGUUUGAGUUGCGACCUGCAAUUCUUUCAAGAAAAAUCACGAGAUACGAAUUCCUCUCAACAUGAGGUUACUUGGCUUAGGAACAAUCACGAAAGUAAUGAACAAUCUCCAUUUUGUCACCUUGUUCUACGCAAUUACAGCACCACCUUUCCCAUGUGACGAGCGACGUGAGAACAAGCAGAUCUGACUUUGACGACUUGGGAGUUUUUUUUACCAGGUUUUCUUACCUUUCACGCAUGACUGUUCCUUUUCCGAUAUUCUUUUCUUCGUUAGGGCACAACUCCCAAAUCUUCAGCAGGUAGACUGGUGGGCUAUCCUGCACUGACAAUGCAUUCCACUUAGUCGGGAGUAUGGAAUGGCCAUUUCUUCUUCAGAGCUGAUGCCCUCGACGGUGCGAGCUCGUCCGUUGGCUUUGGAAAUGGCAAUUCUUUAUGCUUCUCAUAGUCUUUAGGGGCGUGGGGAGGAUUUUACAUUGACAAUUGGGG
Molecule: messenger RNA, 982 nt
Organism: Hymenoscyphus albidus
Lineage: Eukaryota; Fungi; Ascomycota; Leotiomycetes; Helotiales; Helotiaceae
Source: the annotation of a GenBank genome assembly